CUGACUUCACUCUCCGCUGGUCCUUUAAGAGCCUCCUCCUCCUCUCCUGUAUUUUUAGCUGAUGAAGCCUCUUCUUUAGUUGAAUAACACACACACACACACACACAGAGACACACGCAGAUGUGUGUACAGUAUGAUCCGUCUCAUCAUUUUCAACCCUCUCUAAUCCAUUCCCAUGAUAUUUGGAUCAGAAACAUCUCAGCCUUCGGGGAAAAAGCUGCGCUGGAUGCUGCAAAACACCAGAAGCAUCAGCACCACCACCACCACCACCAUCAACAACAACAACAACAUCCACGUUGAGCUGCAACAUGAUCCUGAUGGAUUUCUGAGACGUUUCGAGCGCCAUGGAUGAACGCGACUCGAUUUAACCUGCGCGUAAAAGAGCCUCGACAUCCUUCAAAACGGACGGGGUCGUGGAGCAUCGAGGGAAAACCCGGGCCAAUCGGGACCGAGACUACAUGCCCAACAUGGAGAGGGGCAAACCGGCCACCUACACGGGCGACAAGAAGGCAAAGAUGGCUGCAAAGACCAAUAAGAAGUGGGUAAGACUGGCCACCGUGUUCGCCUAUGUUUUAUCCGUGUCUCUAGCUGCGAUCAUCCUGGCCAUCUACUACAGCCUCAUAUGGUCUCCAAACAAGUCAGGUCCAAACACCACCACCACCACCACCACCGCGAGCGCCAACGGGACGGAAAGCAACAGCACGCAGGCGACUCCGAUCCACAUCAACGCCACCGGCACCAACGCGUCUCUGGAGCAGACGGCCGCGUCCCUCUCCAAAAGCGCGCACUCCCAACCCGCGGAUCUCUACACAUACAUGCCCAGCGACAUCUCAGACACCCAGGCUGCAGCUAAACCACAGUCUUCCCGGAGACACCAGACCCUCGCCGGUGGAGACGCACAGCCGGAGACGCGCUGGGACGAGCGCGCAACGUCGCUGGAGGACGACUCUAGACAAACUGACUCAAAUAACCGGCACAGAAAGACCUAAGCGAGGGUUUGAGACUCGGAAACGGUGCUGCUGGUUCACAAGCCGAGACGAGGCCGGACACCGACGCAUAAAUAGCAGAGGCUCCGAAGGUGCUUAACCAUUCAUAUAUAACCUAUUUUGUUUUGCCUUAAUGCUCGGCAUCUCCCAAUUUGGACGCGUACACUCCAAAACCGCAUUGAAUUGUAUAGGAAGCAUUCAUCCGAAGCGAAGGACUGACUGUCCAUUGCGCUCAAUGCCUUGAUUUGAACAGCCAUGUUUUUGGGGUGGGAGGGGGACAAGCUUUUAAAAUAACAACACUAAAAGCUUGCAUGAAUUUCAACUAACCCUGUUACCCAGUUUAAUCAGGAUUCUUGUGUUAGAUGAAAAUGUGUCGAUGCUCAGGUAUGUGCAAAUAUCCAUGUAAAUGUAUUGUUUAGUAAUGUACAUACAUGCUCUGGAAAUUUUUAGCAUCCCUAUAGAUCAUUUUUUUUACAACAAAUGGUGUACCAUAGGUGUAGAAUACAUCACUGUAAUGGUAAAUAAACAACUUACAACUACAAACACUCACUGCACAAGGGGUUAACAAGAAGAUGCACUUGUGUGUGUUAUAUAAGCCAAACUAGGCAGCACAUCAAUCACUUUGACUAGAUUAAAAACAAGCUGGCAAGGUAACGGAAUUACAGUUUAGUUGAGGUGAGCGCGCGGUUUAAUCCUGCAUUAACCCAUAAUCAGAUAUUAGGAUUGGGUUAAUGCUGGCUUUUGUGCAAAACACAACUGGUGCUUCUAUUAAUUGGUUUUAUUCAGGUCAAGAUAGGGUCAUUUUUCAGGCAUUAGCAGCUUUUUACACUUCACAGCAACAGAUUUUCACUCUCUUCGGUGUCUUCUGGCCUCGUAGUGACCCUCAUCGGUCUUAUUUGUCAUCGGUCUCUAACUGUUUGCUAGUGAGUCACAUCUAGUGAUCCUUGCAUGUUUAGUACUCUCUCCGUACAGUACACGAUGGAGGCUUAUUGAUUGACUUCUGAAGUCAAAAGCAGGAAUUACACAAUCCUGCUCUAUUUUCAGCGGUGGCUUUUUGACCUGUUACAGCACAUGCCGGAAAAUAUCUGGGAGAAAUUUGUGCAACUCGAACACAGAGUUACUAAACUGCAUUUAUACUGCACAUUUAUGAACAACACAUGGUCAACAAUGGCCAUUUAAUUCAAACGCGCAAUGCAGCUGCUAAGAUGUUUUGAGUCAUUUUUAGUGAGUUGAUAUGCAGUUGGAUAUUCGCCUGAAUGUAAAAAAGUCCACCUUUAAUUCUAAGAUAUGGAGUUAAAUGCUGAGUUUGUUCAAACAGUGAUGACUGAUUUAAAAAACACUAACUCAGUUUAUUCAGUGGUUGAACUGGAUACUUUGAAUGCAUGCGCUUGUACUAUUAAGCAGCCUGUAAACAAGAUGUUUUGGAGACGUUUUUUGAUCGUCCUGUGACUGUAGAAUUGAUUCAGCAGCUGUGGGUACAAAUCAAUUAUAAAAACCUCAGUUUGUGCCCUUCAAGCGUACGAAAUCCCCUUGAGAAUCAAUUAUUUGAGGUGUUUACCAAGUCAGUCCUCACUAGUACUAGUGCUGAUAGUCAUGUGCUCAAACCUAAGUAAAGUCGAAUGUGUGCUUUGUCCUGAUGGACCAUAAAACAAGUGAAAAAUCCAAC
This is a messenger RNA of Sinocyclocheilus grahami, 2652 nucleotides long. RefSeq lists its product as uncharacterized. NCBI's taxonomy places the organism in Eukaryota, Metazoa, Chordata, Actinopteri, Cypriniformes, Cyprinidae. The transcript is spliced from 2 exons. Bases 459 to 989 code for a protein of 176 amino acids. The record is from RefSeq and is a predicted model, not a curated record.